Bombina bombina (fire-bellied toad) is the source of this 2165-nucleotide messenger RNA. It is a transcript of the gene C1H3orf70, whose product is annotated as chromosome 1 C3orf70 homolog. The transcript is spliced from 4 exons. Bases 494 to 1243 code for a protein of 249 amino acids. Lineage: Eukaryota; Metazoa; Chordata; Amphibia; Anura; Bombinatoridae. The record is from RefSeq and is a predicted model, not a curated record.
UAGCAGCCUGCUGGCUGAGGAGCGGCCGGAACUUCGGCGACGACUGCGGGGAGUGCUCUGGGCUACCCGGAGCUGAUGGUGACCGAAUUAUAAGAGGAGAGUGACAUGAAGAUCCAUUUACAUUGUACUGAGUGGAUCGCAGGCGUCUCACAGUGACUGCUCUCCGUUUUUUAUUUCACUAGUUCCACAUCACUUGAUGCAAAUUCUGGGUCUCAGUGCCGGAGUCCCCUGGGUAUUACUGUAUUUCACUGUGCGUUAAAGUUUCUUGGCAAUAAAAUAGUAACAGGAAUCGUCACUCGGUCAUGGAAUGUUUAAUCUGCUCAGCUUCCUCCAGCCCGUCUGGGUAGAGAAGAAUUGAUUCUGGUUCCGGGAUGGUUUGCUGGCUCCCUGUGCCUGGACUAGAAGUCGGUCCUGUUUUCUGGCCAAGGAGCCCGUCCCUCAGCCAGCGACCGGCACCUCUCUCUCUACCUGCUGACCCAGGUGUCUGGCAGAGAUGACAGCCACAACUGCCCAUAAGUGCUUGAAGAAUGACAAGGUGGAUGAGGCACAAGCACUGGCCAGGAGCUGUGCGGGGAGACCAGAUUUCAAGCCAUGUGAUGGACUCUCUAUUUGUGCUACUCAUAGCCAUGGAAAGUGCUUCAGACUCCACUGGUGCUGCCAUCUGGGCUGGUGUCAUUGCAAGUAUGUGUACCAGCCAAUGACUCCUGUUGAGCAUUUACCAAGCACUGAGAUCCCAGCUGAGCCACGAGAACAGACAAACACCAUUCAGAUUAGUGUGUCACUGGCUGAUCAAUUCCUCAAGGUGGCCUCAUCUUUCCAGCCUCCAUACCUGCCAGAGUCACCUCGUUACUGCACCAUCUCUGACCUCUUCUUGGAUAACUACCAAGUAAAAUGUAUCAAUGGGAAAAUGUGUUAUGUUCAGCGGCAGCAACCACCCCCUCCUCAACCACCUAAAAGAGUCAGGUCAGAGAGAGAGAACUUGCAGGAAGUAUAUCCACAAAAAGAUAGCCAGGGUCCAAAAAUAGACCACUGCUCUUCUCCAUCAAGCUCAGAGGACUCAGGAAUCAAUGCUGUAGGGAUUCCCUACCUGGAAUCAUGUGAUGAGGACACAGAGGAGGGGGCAGAGUUAAGUUCAGAAGAGGACUGCAGUCCAGAGAGCUGUUGGCAACAAGAGAACUGCCCAGUGGUAUCUCCAUCCAAGACUGAUGUGGAAGUCAUAGAAACUAUAGAAACUACAGUGUGAGCCACUGUAGAAUAAACUUUACAUGUGUAUAUAUAUAUAUAUAUAUAUAUAUAUAUACACAUGGGCAUUGGAUCAAAUCCUGCCACAGGACAGAGCAAUACAAUCAACUUAAAUAUUGCACAUUAAUACACAUUCUUUAAUCACAGAAAAAGUUUAGGCCAGCUUAUUGGUGACCAGUUAGUUCAUGUUUUGGUCAGUGGAGGCUGCACAUAUAUAUCUUUCCUCACCGGCUUCCAUUGCAACUCCUGUGCUUGCAUAUUCAUUAAGGCAUUUCCCAAAGGUAAUAUUCAGUGACUUAACUGUUUUGUAAAAUGAAGAUUACUGGCGCUGUGCCUUGAUGCCUAAAAUAUUUACAAGGAGAACAUACAUUCAAAACGUAUUCCAUGUGUACAAUGUUCUUUAUCCAGAGGAUACAUAUUAGACUAAAGUGAAGUUCUGUUAACCCUUCCACAGCCUUUACCCACAAAGGGGCUAAAAUGAUAUAUUAAAGAAAAAAAAGAAAUAGUAUUAAUGUUCAGGACCAUAAAAAUACUAGUAAAGAGCACAUAGCAAUAGGAUUUGCUGAAUAUAUACAGUUUGUGUUUUGUCAAAUGCACCAUGAGUCUUAUUAGAUAUUGCUGCCUUUGUUGUAUGUAAUAUAUUACUGAGUGCACACUUACUUAUUCCACCACAGCGACUGCUUAUGAGGAGAGAAAACACCACGCUCCUGACAGAACUUCCUGCAAAUUGAUUUGUAUUUGACUAACACACGCAGUAAGUGAUGUAUGGUAUGACAGGAAGAGACAUUUCUACCACAGCGCUGACAGAAAAAAAUUUAAGAAACAAAUUGUCGCUACAUAUUAAAGCCAGAGGCGGGGGUGCCCUUACACUAUUUUUAGCUUCAUUGUGAUUAAACAGUAUAUUUUAUAACAUUUUAAAGAAA